This is a messenger RNA of Blepharisma stoltei, 786 nucleotides long. The record is from the annotation of a GenBank genome assembly. Lineage: Eukaryota; Ciliophora; Heterotrichea; Heterotrichida; Blepharismidae.
AUGGUAGAAAGAGAUAUAUGCACCUCGCCUGAGAUAAAAGAGCUUAUCAAGCGUCAGAGUUCUUUAAUUUGUUACCUUUUAGAAGAAGUUUCUAAAUCUGGGACUGAUUUUACAAAAUCUGAUAGGUUUGCAAAUAAUAUUACAUAUAUAUCAGAAGCCUAUGAUUUUUAUAAAGAUAAAGGACUUGAUAUUAGAGAAGAUGAGAUCAAGUAUAUAAAAGAAAUUAAAAACUGAUAUUCAGCACAAAAAGCCGAACAAGUAAUUAAGAGCCAAAGCAAUUUUUGUUGCAAAUGCAAUACUUUAAUAGCAAACCCAUAUUCUAUACCAUCAUGCCCAAAAGAACAUAAAUUAUGUUGGUAUUGCAUAAUGAUUAAGAUCUUAAGGAAACCAAAUUCUUCAAUACCCUAUUCAAUAAGCUGCAUUUGUACAGAACGUGUGAAUUUGGAAUACGUGCCCGAUUUUACAUGCCCAAACUGCAAUAUUUCAAAGCAUGUUUCCGAAUUUUUAAAAUUUAAAUGCAAAGAAGAAUAUAAAUUUUUGUGCAAAAAAUGCUGCAGGGCUUCGUAUAAAAGAAAGGUUUGCAAAUUUUGCAAUGAAAGCUUACCAAGAAAAACUUUGAAGAUAUUUAAAAAAAGGGCUGAAUUCCAAUGCUUGUCAUGCUUGAAGAGGGAUCAAGAAAUAUAUUCACCGGGAUGCAGCAAUGGCUGCAUUGUCUGUAAAACCUGCCAAACUUUAUGUGAAGGCUACUGUGCAUUCUGCAACAAUGAAAUGCAUAAACUUAAAUAA